Messenger RNA from Chlorella variabilis, 1557 nucleotides. RefSeq lists its product as hypothetical. NCBI's taxonomy places the organism in Eukaryota, Viridiplantae, Chlorophyta, Trebouxiophyceae, Chlorellales, Chlorellaceae. Bases 1 to 1557 code for a protein of 518 amino acids. Gene Ontology annotation, molecular function: DNA binding. The transcript has 6 exons. The record is from RefSeq and is a predicted model, not a curated record.
AUGGCAUUGGCUCCUGCCCACCUCUCGGCCUGGCAGGCCCGCUCUCUGGGGCUGGUGUCCACCUCGGGACGGCAUGCAUCGCCGCUGACACCCCUCCAGCCAGCCACCACCCGAGCCGCCACUGGCGGCGGCAGUAGCAGCGGCAGCAGGCGAGGCCUGCUGUCGCCGGGGACGGCCGUGGGGUAUGGCAGCAGGGCAGCCGUGUCUGCCGCCGCCGGCCAGCCCGUAGUCAGCUCGCGGCCCUACAGCAUGCCCCCCGGCAGCUUGAUCGGCCGGCCGCCCUCCGCGCCCCCCACGCAGCUGCAGCAGCUGCAGCGUGCCGCCACGGCAGCGCCGGCGCCGCCGGCGCACACGCAGGUGCAGGCGGGGCAGGCGGGGCAGCACGCCCAGCAGCAGCAGCAGCAGGCCGGUAGCGACGACGACGUGGCGCCGCCGGCCGCGUCGCGCAUCCACCUGCCCAGCGAGCGCGAGCUGGAGCGCCGCAAGAAGAUCUCGAAGGCCAACAAGGGGCGCAGGCCGUGGAACGUGGGCAAGAAGCACUCCCCCGACACAAUCGCGCGCAUCAAGGCGGCCACCAGGCAGGCCAUGCAGCGCCCGGAGGUGCGCCAGCGGCUGGCCGAGGCAAACGAGCGGCGCGAGCCACACACCGACGCGGCCAAGGCCAAGAUUCGCGUCAAGCUGCUGGAGCGGGCCGGGGUGGCACGGGAGGUGAUCAACGAGCAGGCCGCCCGCAUCGUGAAGGAGCGGCUGCUGGGCUCUGACGACCCUGCGCUGCGGGAGCUGGGGGAGUAUCCCAAGGUGCAGGAGGUGGUGGCGGGGCUGGCCUGGCAGCACUUCAAGAAGGACUGGUCGCAGGUGUGCACGCGGGGCUGGGAUGACCACCCCGAGUUCCAGAGCCACGUCAUCGCCAAGCUGACGCGCCUGGUGCGCGUUUGGAAGGCCAAGAACCCGCCCCAGGAGGCCAAGCCGACGGCCAAACCGAAGAAGGUGAACAAGGUGAAGGUUGCGAUGGUGCACCUGCGCAAGGUGCACGAGGCGCAGGGCAAGCUGGCGGCGGCCGAGGAGGCAAUGACCAAGCUGCAGCGCGCGAAAGCGACGUUGGCGAGCGACCCAGUGCGGCUGCGCCAGGCGCUGGCGGCGGAGGAGAAGGCCUCGCUGAUGAUCUCCAAGCUGCGCCAGCAGGUGGCUCACCUGGAGGAGGCGCUCCAGCCGGUGCAGCACUACUUUGAGGAGGCGGGGCAGCAGCAGGUGCCAGACCUGGACCAGCAGCUCGACUUGGAGCGCCGCCUGGAGGCGCAGCAGCAGGAGCAGCAGCAGCGGCUGCUGAUGCAGCAGCAGGGCGCGGGCGACAUUGCCGGGACGGCAGCAGGGGAGCAGGUGAAUGGCAUGGCGGCGGCGCCACACACCAACGGCAUUGUGAACGGGUGGGCCGGGGCUCAUGUGGCCGCUGCCGAGGCCCUGCAGCAGCAGCACGAGGCGCCUCCCGCCGUGAAUGGCCACGCCGGUAGCAUGCCACCGCCAGGAGCAGCCCGCACGCAGAUGCCCUGGGACCACUGA